This is a messenger RNA of Plodia interpunctella (Indianmeal moth), 1958 nucleotides long. It is a transcript of the gene Larp7, whose product is annotated as La related protein 7. Gene Ontology annotation, biological process: RNA processing. Gene Ontology annotation, molecular function: RNA binding. Gene Ontology annotation, cellular component: ribonucleoprotein complex; nucleus. NCBI's taxonomy places the organism in Eukaryota, Metazoa, Arthropoda, Insecta, Lepidoptera, Pyralidae. The record is from RefSeq and is a predicted model, not a curated record. The coding region runs from base 138 to 1688 and encodes 516 amino acids. The transcript is spliced from 8 exons.
AGACAGACAGAUGAAGGGCCGGCUAGAGGUAACCUACCUAUUGUAGUACCUAUCAUUUCAACCUUGUUUUUUCCUUUUGCCGCUAUAAACGUAUAAUAUUACGAUUGCAUAUUAAUCCGUUUUCGAUUAAGUAUAACAUGUCUGAAUCUGAAUCUGCCGAUGUGGAAACAGUUGAAGAAACUAAACAUGAAAACAAUCAUCGGAAGCGAGUUAGACAUCGCAAAAAACAACUCUAUGAAAAUAUUUUAAAACAAAUGGAGUUUUAUUUUAGUGAUGCCAACCUCAACAAAGAUAGAUAUUUAGGUGAACUUAUCAAGAAGGAACCCUAUGUUCCAUUAGAAAUAUUUUUAAAAUUCAAUAAAAUUAGGUCAAUGACUCAAGACAUUAACGAUAUUGUGAAAGCCAUGAAAAAUUCUACAUUUUUGGAGCUUUCAGAAGAUAAAACCAAGGUCAAGAGGCAAACACCAAUUUUGCCAUAUGAUGCAGACCAGAGGACGGUCUAUGUUGAGUCUAUACCAGUGACAGCCAGCAGGGAGUGGCUAGAGAGAGUGUUCUCAGACUAUGGCAGAGUCGCUUAUAUCUCUCUACCUAAGUUCAAGAACUCUCAAAGAAUAAAGGGUUAUGGAUUCAUAGAGUUUAGUAAGCCAGAGGAAGCUCAAAAGUGCAUCAGUACUUUUACAAAAAUGGGCUGCAAGCUUCCCACUUGUAUGCCUCCUGAAGACUUAUCUUCUAUAAAAAUGUUCAGUGUAGAAGCGCCUUUAGAAGACAUACCAGAGGAAAGGGAAGAUUUUGAGCCGCCAAAGAAAAAGUCAAAGAAGAAUAAAGAUAAAAAGACACACAAAAAUUUAGAACUGAAACUUGAACUUGAGUCCGACCAUGAAAAAACACUGGAUACACCCACGAAAGAUGAUACAAGUACACCUACUCUGACAGAAGAAAAUAAACACUUAGACAGUGAGUCGAAAGAAGAGUUAACAAGCCAAGAUGAGACCAAAGAAGAUAGUACACAUAAGAAGAAAAAAACAAGAAAAAGAACUGCGAAAGAGAGGAGUCGCGCCAAAAAGAAUUCUAACAAGAAUGAAGCGCCAAAGGGCGCUCUAUGGGGCCUGCAGGUUUUGCCAAAGUCUGAGUGGAAAGUUCUAAGAAAUAAAUACUUGAAUUUGCAAAAGAAGUAUAUGAAGGAAAUGAAAGCUAAUAUACAAAAUAACAGACAUCUAUAUUCCAGUAUUCCUGCACCAGCAGCUCCAUCAGUUGGAGCGGAAUCAGUUCCAGAUUGUGGAGAAGAAGGGAAGGUCGCCACAAUAGAGCGCGUGGCCGGUGUGUUCGUGAAGGAGGAACUGGCGGAGCCUUGCUUCGACGUGCGACUCACCAAGAGAACUAUCAGAAGCAACGUUCACGUGCUUCACGUGGACGUGAAAGAAGGCCAGUCCGAAGUUAUUAUAAGAUUUGACUCUGCAAAGUCUGCCGAAGAGUACUGCAGCCACUGUAGCAACCGCGCGGCGGUGCUGAGCGGCGCGUGCGAGGAGUCGCAGUGGUCGCGUGCGGAGAGCGCGCGCGCGAGCAAGCGCGUGCGCGGGCGCGUGCGCGUGCUCGCGCGCGCGCGCGCGCUCGGGGACUCGCGCGCGCGCGCGCCGCUCGCGCCCGCCUCGCCGCAGCCCACGCACACGCAUAUACGCUUCGACGAGUGAUUGUGACAGUGAGAGUGUUGGUGCUGUUCCAGCUAUUUGUGAAACUUUUCAACCGCUUGUUAUUUUGUUUAUGAGGGCGUUUGUAGCAUCGACUCACAUUUUAUCUAUUACUUGUAGUUACAAUAGCGAAAAUAAAAUAUAAAAGCAUAUUUCAACAAAAAUAAUUUAACUAACAAUUUAUCAUUCGGUUGAUUUUUUAUGAAUAAUGGAUCUAGUUAUUAAGUUCAGCUUAUAGUAUUUACAGUGAAGUAAUAAAAGUAUGAAAAAUUA